Suncus etruscus (white-toothed pygmy shrew) is the source of this 2119-nucleotide messenger RNA. RefSeq names its product ring finger protein 112 (gene RNF112). The record is from RefSeq and is a predicted model, not a curated record. NCBI's taxonomy places the organism in Eukaryota, Metazoa, Chordata, Mammalia, Eulipotyphla, Soricidae. Gene Ontology annotation, biological process: endoplasmic reticulum organization; protein homooligomerization. Gene Ontology annotation, molecular function: GTP binding; GTPase activity.
UCUUCCAGCUCCUCCUCUCAUUCCGGGGUGUGCUCCUCCUGGGGAAACCUCCUGCCCCCCCUCACCUGCCGCAGCCGAGCUCUUGCAGCAGAACAGCCGUCCUUACACCCAGGUCUUGGGGGCCUCAGCUCUCUCUGUGUUGGGGGACCAGCUCCCCACUGCAGCAGCCAUGCCGAGGUCCCGGCCUUGUCAGUCAUUUCCUUUUGUCACUGGCUUGGCAAACAGGAGCGAAAAGGAAGCUUCAUGGAAACAGCAAGCAACAGUUGGUCCCGCUCGCCAUUCCCCAAACUGAAACUGGGCCUGGGCUCUCGACGAGCCUCGGCGCCUCGAGAGCUGCCCGCCUGUUCCAUCUGCCUGGAAGCUGGCCGCGGGAGCCCAUCUGCUGACUGUGGCCACGACUUCUGCCAACGCUGCUUCAGCACCCACCGCGUCCCGGGGUGCGUGGGGCCCUGCUGCCCUGAGUGUCGACAGAGGGUGUGCGGGCGGCGGAAAGGACUUCGCAGCUUGGGGGAGAAGAUGCUGGCCUCUUGUCUCACAGGCCGCACUCCCGCUCGGCUGAAGCCCCUGCUGCUGGUCCGGAUCAAUGCCUCGGGGGGCCUCAUCCUGAGGAUGGGGGCCAUCAAUCGCUGCCUGAAGCACCCCUUGGCUAGGGACCACCCCGUCUGUCUCCUGGCUGUGCUAGGGGAGCAGCAGUCCAGGAAGAACUUCCUCCUCCAGCACUUGCUUCAGGGCCUGCAGGGUCUGGAGUGUGGCGAGGGUGGCUGGCCCAGAGGUGGAGUCUCCCUGCCUGGGGUCAGGUGGGGUGCCAGCAGCCUCAGCAGGGGUAUCUGGAUGUGGAGCCAGCCCUUUCUGCUGGGAAAAGAGGGGCGUAAGGUGGCCGUCUUCCUGGUGGAUAUGGGGGAUGCCAUGAGUCCAGAACUGAGUAGGGAGACCAAGACCAAGCUCUGUGCUCUCACUAUGAUGCUGAGCUCUUACCAGAUCCUCAGUACCUCGCAGGAGCCGAAGGAGGCAGACCUAGAGUAUCUGGAGAUGUCCAUCCACACAGCUGAGGUGAUGGGCAAGCAUUAUGGGCUGGUGCCAAUUCAGCACUUGGACCUCUUAGUUCCAGGCUCCUCCACUCUCUGCAAGACAGGGCGGGGCCAUGUGGGCGACAUCAUGAGGAGAUGCUCCAGCAAGUACCCUAGGGUUCAGGAGCUGCUCCGUGGGAAGCGAGCACGCUGCUGCUUUCUGCCUGCUCCAGGGCGCUGGGCGAGCCCGGGGGACACAGAUGACGAAUCCCACAGUCUCCGCGCCUACGUGGCUGAGGUGCUGAGUGCAGCCCCUCAGCAUGCCAAGAGCCGCUGCCAGGGGUACUGGAGCCAGGGGCGGCCUGUGGCCCGGGGGGACAGACGCCUGCUCACAGGGCAACAGCUUGCACAGGAGAUCAAGAACCUGUCAGGCUGGAUGGGGAGGACUGGACCUUCCUGCGCCUCUCCGGAUGAGAUGGCCAUGCAGCUGCACGACCUGAGGACGGUGGAAGCUGCCAAGAAGGAGUUUGAGGAGUUCGUGUGGCAGCAGGACCUGGCCACGAAGCGCAUCUUCUCGGCACUGCGUGUCCUGCCCGACGCCAUGCGGACCCUGCUCUGCACCCAGAAGGAUGCGGUGCUGGCUCGCCACGGUGCCGCCCUGCUGUGCCCGGGGCCCGAGCGGGAGCGGACCUUAGCGGCCUUGGAGGCCGAACUGCAGGCCGAGGCCAAGCUCUUCAUGGACUCCUACACGAUGCGCUUCUGUGGCCACCUGGCUGCCGUGGGGGGUGCCGUGGGCGCUGGGCUCAUGGGGCUGGCGGGGGGCGUGGUGGGAGCCGGCAUGGCUGCAGCCGCGCUGGCCGCCGAGGCGGGGAUGGUGGCUGCAGGCGCUGCGGUGGGGGCCACGGGUGCGGCCGUGGUUGGGGGAGGCGUGGGCGCCGGGCUGGCGGCUACUGUGGGCUGCAUGGAGAAGGAGGAGGAGGAGAGGGGCCAGGAAGGAGACCGCGAGCCCCUUCUCCAGGAGGAGUAGCCAGGCUGCUUUAGGGAGGGAAGGAAGGAAGGAAGGCAGCAGGGGAAGGGUCUGGGGGCGUUGCUCCUGUGCACUUCAGGCCCGG